CAUCGUCAUCAACUACUGCAACAACCGUCGGCAAUCGGGCAAAGUCCAGCCGCAAUGCGAGUGCUACGAAGUUCCGCUCAACCUCAGCCUCUAAUGCAACCACCCAGAACAAUGUUGCCUUCGUCGAGCACCGUCGGUGCAGUAACGCCUCAACUGGUCACUACUGCUGCUGCAGCACCCGCUCGACGCAACAUCGGCAANUAA
Molecule: messenger RNA, 204 nt
Organism: Anisakis simplex (herring worm)
Lineage: Eukaryota; Metazoa; Nematoda; Chromadorea; Rhabditida; Anisakidae
Source: the annotation of a GenBank genome assembly